This is a messenger RNA of Aspergillus oryzae RIB40, 1200 nucleotides long. Its product is annotated as pepsin-like aspartic protease. The coding region runs from base 1 to 1200 and encodes 399 amino acids. The transcript has 4 exons. Gene Ontology annotation, molecular function: aspartic-type endopeptidase activity. NCBI's taxonomy places the organism in Eukaryota, Fungi, Ascomycota, Eurotiomycetes, Eurotiales, Aspergillaceae. The record is from RefSeq and is a predicted model, not a curated record. Gene Ontology annotation, biological process: proteolysis.
AUGUUCAAAAGAGGCCUGUUUUCUAGUCUUGCUUCUCUCUUCCUGCGCACUGUCACGGCGUUGGCUUUGCCAGCGACAGAUUCUGGAACUUUUCAGGUGCUUCAGCAGCCAAACCUGAACUUCACCAAGAACGCUGCUGCUAUUCAUUUCUCUGAUUUGGCAAAAUACAAUGUCACUCUCAAUUCUACCUACGCAGUGACUGCCAUUACGGCAGCAAAGCAGUCUGGAGGCACCCCGGCAAUUCCUCUGAUUUGGGAAAGUGAAUACGUGUGUCCUGUCGUAAUUGGAGGACAAACUGUUUACCUCGACUUUGACACCGGGUCAUCUGAUCUCUGGGUCCUCUCAACCUUGACAAACGUUGAGGGCAUCGGUCACAAGAUCUAUGACCCGAAAUUUAGCCCUUCCUCCAAGUUACUGCCUGGAGCGACAUGGGACAUAACGUACGCCGAUGGUAGUGGGUCUGGUGGCAUCGUCUUCAAAGACCAUGUUGUAAUCGGAAGCAGCGUUGCUAUCGACCAGGCCGUGGAGGUAGCUUUAUUUGUCUCACCGCAAUUCGCCAGCAAUCCUUUCAACAGCGGGCUUCUAGGUCUGGCUUUUAGUACUAUCAAUACUGUUUCUCCGGUCCACCAGUUGACCUACUUUGAGAAUAUCCUACCAACCCUCAAAGAACCUUUGUUCACAGCAGACCUCCAACAUGGGCGUCCAGGAACCUAUAACUUUGGCUUUAUUGACCCCGCCGCGUUCAAGGGGCCCAUAGCAUGGACCCCCGUCACGAAGCCGCAGGGAUAUUAUGCUUACUGGCAGCUCGAUGUCACUGGCUUCCAAGUCGGCCCUGAGCCGUAUCACGAACACAUUAUCAGUGGAAUUGCAGGCAAGUCAAGCCUUCUGUAUCUUCCCCCUCUUGUUGUCCUUGAGUAUUACUCCAAGGUAGCCGGCGCCUUCUUCGACUCCAGCAAUGCUGCAUGGGUAUUCCCUUGUACUUCUCCUUUGCCGGACUUUACCUUCGGCGUCGGGGCCUACCGCGGAGUUGUCCCAGGGAGCUACAUACUCUUUCAGCCCCUAGGUGACGACCUUUGCUAUGGAGGUAUCCAGGUUAACACCGGCCUUCCUUUUUCCAUUUUCGGAGAUAUCCUGCUUAAAGCACAAUUUGUCGUCUUCGACCACGCCGGUCCGCGCCUCGGAUUUGCGAACAAGCUGUGA